AUGAUAGGCUGGGGAGAUAUAUACAAGGUGGUGGUAGCUAUGAUGCCACUCUAUGUAGCACUUAUUUUAGGCUAUGGUUCAGUGAAAUGGUGGCACGUGUUUAAGCCAGAACAAUGUUAUAUCAUCAAUAGAUUCAAUUGUUUUUUCAUUCUUCCCUUUUUCACUUUUCAAUUUAUAGCUGAUAUCAAUCCUUACAAUCUCAACUAUCUCUUUUUAACCGGAGAUGUAAUUGCCAAAGGCAUAUUGAUCCUGAUUUUCGUUUUAUGGGUUAACUUUUAUAAAAAGGGGAGUUUUUCUUGGUCCAUAACAAGGUUUUCUUUAUCCACCAUGAAUAACACACUUGUUGUUGGUGUUCCAUUGAUGAAAGCCAUGUAUUGGGAUUUAGGGCUUGAUCUUGUUGUUCAAGCAGCUGUGAUUCAAGUUUUGUUAUGGCUAACUUUAUUGUUGUUUGCACUUGAGUUUUGGAAAACAAAGAUGAACAAUAUUGGUGAUGAUGUAUUAGUAAUUAAUAAUUCUGUUGAAAUGGUGAGUAAUGGUGACUUGGACGAAAAUAUUCCUACAACUCAAAUAAGAAAUAACAAUAAUAAUGUUGUGCUGGUGAUACGAGUACGAUUGCGUAGAUGGACUUAUGAGGGCCUGGCGUUUAGGCCUUUGAUGAAAGUUGUUUUUAUUAAACUUGCUAAGAAUCCCAAUUCUUAUGCUUGCUUUGUUGGUCUCUUUUGGGCUCUUUUAACUAGCAGGUGGCAUUGUGAAAUGCCAAGCAUAAUAGAGGGAUCCAUUUUGAUAAUGUCAAAGGCUGGUAGUGGUGUUGCAAUGUUUAGUAUGGGGCAAUUCAUGGCUGUGCAAGAAAAAAUAAUGGCAUGUGGAGGUGCAUUGACAAUAUAUGCAAUGAUUUUGAGGUUUGUUGUUGGACCAGCAACAACGGCAUUUGGCUGUGUUGUACUGGGAUUGCGUGGAAAUGUUUUACGCAUUGCUAUUAUCCAGUCAGCAGUGGCUUCUUUCAUUUAUGCCCAAGAAUACGGACUUCAUGCUAACGUACUCAGUACUGCGGUCAUUGUUGGCACCAUUAUUUCCUUACCGUUGUUGAUAGCAUAUUAUGCAGUUUUGGAUAUAUUGCAUUAA
Molecule: messenger RNA, 1122 nt
Organism: Capsicum annuum
Lineage: Eukaryota; Viridiplantae; Streptophyta; Magnoliopsida; Solanales; Solanaceae
Product: auxin efflux carrier component 5-like
Exons: 6
Coding region: 1-1122 (373 amino acids)
Biological process (GO): auxin polar transport; auxin export across the plasma membrane
Cellular component (GO): plasma membrane; endoplasmic reticulum
Molecular function (GO): auxin efflux transmembrane transporter activity
Source: RefSeq, a predicted model, not a curated record